Molecule: messenger RNA, 854 nt
Organism: Arachis duranensis
Lineage: Eukaryota; Viridiplantae; Streptophyta; Magnoliopsida; Fabales; Fabaceae
Product: probable beta-1,3-galactosyltransferase 2
Exons: 5
Coding region: 1-579 (192 amino acids)
Cellular component (GO): Golgi membrane
Molecular function (GO): hexosyltransferase activity
Source: RefSeq, a predicted model, not a curated record
AUGAAACUUGAUAACAGUCUCACAAUUGUUCUUUUGCUGUGGACAGUGGAAGUUGAUCCAAAAUUUCAUGAGGAUGCCAACAAAAUUGAAGAAUUGGCUGUGUUUGAGGAGCACAUUGAAUUACAUUCUACAGAUAGCUCAGUUGUGAAAGCCCCUGAUUAUCUACUGCUCACUAAGAAUGGUCAUACCUUCAAGGGAGUGAAAUAUCAUAAACAUGAAUACUGGAAGUUUGGUGAGGUAGGAAACAAGUACUUCCGUCAUGCUACCGGACAACUAUAUGCCAUUUCACAAGAUUUGGCUACUUAUAUAUCAACUAAUCAGGACGUGCUGCAUAAAUACGCAAAUGAAGAUGUUUCUUUGGGAUCUUGGUUCAUUGGUUUAGACGUGGAGCAUAUCGAUGACAGGAGAAUGUGCUGCGGCACACCCCCGGAUUGUGAGUGGAAAGCACAGGCAGGCAACAUGUGUAUAGCUACUUUCGAUUGGAGAUGCAGUGGGAUUUGCAGGUCUGUGGAGAGAAUAAAGGUGGUUCACCAGCGCUGCGGCGAGGAUGAAAAUGCACUGUGGACUGCAACAUUUUGAUAUGAAACCUUAAGGGGAAGAAGAUAUGAAUGAAGCAUGCAGAUACUUAUACAUAAUAUGUGUGCUAGUAGUAGAAGGUUCAAUAGUCAACACUUGCAGCUUAGUAUUUUGGAGAAGAGAAUAGAAGAGAAUGAAAGAGUAUAGUUGUAUGACCAACCAACCCAACCCACAUUCUUUUAGUAAUGGCCGGAGGACUUUAUAUAUAUAUUUCUUGUUCUCUGCCAUCUCUAACUCUAAAUAAUAAUUGCUUCUCACCAAUAAAUCACUAUAGUCUA